AUGUCAGAAACACGUAUCAAGAAGAAGAGAGUGAUGAGAAGGUCAUGUGUAUUCUGUCGUAGAUCACAUGUGAACUGUGAUGAUCAUAGACCAUGUGCACGUUGUAUCAAACGUAAUAUAGCACAUUUAUGUUCAGAUACAGUUGAUAUGGAUACAACCUCGUCAACAACGAAAACAAAACAAACAACGACAAAAGCUAAUGUUAUUAGUACGAAUGAUAUACUACCUAGUUCAAAUAUUACAAACUUACUGGGGCCACAAUCAUUCGUUUCUGAGAAUAUGGGAUCUGAGUUUAGUUCUUUGAAUGAGUUUCUUUCGAUGUUGGAAGAACCUUUACAAUUACCAUCAGAACCUCUAGUAACUAGUGGUACUGUAGGUUCCUCUAUAGCGGAGGUCUCGUAUCAACCUUUACCACAAACACAACAAUUCCAAUCGGAGGCUACAAGUCCGCCUUUGAUGCUUAUAUCAGGUACUGGCUCUGCAUUACCUAUAUCACCUAGUCAAUAUUCUAAUGUACCACCAUCCAUAUCACAACAAUUGUCCAAUAAUAGUACUAAUGAUAACAACAGUACCGUUAGGCAAUUGUCAAAUGAACAAGAACAUUUAGCGGCACGUCCACCGAUUUUACAACCAACAUCAUUACAAGCUACUUUUGUAAAACCUACAGCUAAGGAACAGUUUUUCUUGACAGCAGCAGAUCCAAACACAGAGAUUACACCUGAAGAGAAAUUGAAAUCGGUGAUUAAUGCUAAACUAAAAGCAGGUUUAUUAAAACCAUACAACUAUGCAGCAGGAUAUACAAGGUUACAGGAAUAUAUGAAGAAAAAUAUGUCUGAAGAGUCCCAAAAACGAAUCCUCUAUCCAUUGGACUCGAUUCGUCCGGCGUUUCGCAGCAUUGCCAAAUCUUUAAAGGAUGUUGAUUUAGUACUGGUAGAAGAAGGUUUCGAAAGAAUGUUACUAAGUUACGAUAGAGUCUUUACGUCAAUGAGUAUGCCUGCAUGUCUAUGGCGACGCACAGGGGAGAUAUAUAGAGCUAAUAAGGAGUUUGCGUCAUUGGUUGGUGUCACUGUGGAUGAUCUACGUGAUGGGAAACUGGCCAUUUAUGAGUUAAUGGGGGAACAUAGUGCUGUCAAUUUCUGGGAGAAAUAUGGAUCGGUUGCAUUUGAUAAGGGUCAAAAAGCUGUGUUGACUAGUUGUACACUCAUCUCCCGUGAUUCCAGUAGACAGAAUCACAAUUGCUGUUUCAGUUUCACGAUACGUAGAGAUCGAUACAACAUUCCGAUCUGCAUAGUGGGUAAUUUCAUACCUGUCUUAAGGGACAAUUGA
Maudiozyma saulgeensis is the source of this 1326-nucleotide messenger RNA. Lineage: Eukaryota; Fungi; Ascomycota; Saccharomycetes; Saccharomycetales; Saccharomycetaceae. The record is from the annotation of a GenBank genome assembly.